CAUGGAGGGCAGGCAGGGGAAAAUCCAGAAAGAACUUUUGAUUUGGUAUUGAAAGUGAAGUGUCAUGCCUCUGAAAAUGAAGGUCCUGUGGUACUGUGGAAAUUCCCAGAGGACUUUGGAGACCAGGAAGUACUGCAGAGCGUGCCCAAGUUCUGUUUUCCCUUUGACGUGGAAAGGGCAUCUCAGAAUCAAGUUGGACAGCACUUUACCUUCGUACUGACAGACAUUGAAAGUAAGCAGAGAUUUGGGUUCUGCAGACUCACAUCAGGAGGCAGAAUUUGUUUAUGUAUUCUUAGUUACUUGCCGUGGUUUGAAGUGUACUAUAAGCUUCUCAACACUCUGGCAGAUUACUUGGCGAAGGAACUGGAAGAUGAUUUGAAUGAAACUCUCAAAUCACUCUAUAACCACCCAGUACCAAAGGCAAACACACCCGUCAACCUGAAUGUGAACCAAGAGCUAUUUAUUGCCAGUGAGCAAGUUCUGAAAGAUCAGCCCUCACUGAUGCCGCACUCCUGUUUCAUCGCCCCUGACAUCACUGGACUCCCAACGAUACCAGAGAGUAGAAACCUGACAGAGUACUUCGUUGCUGUGGAUGUGAACAACAUGCUGCGACUGUAUGCCAGCAUGCUGCAUGAGAGGCGCAUCAUUAUUACCUCGAGCAAAUUAAGCACUUUAACCGCCUGUCUCCAUGGAUCCGCUGCUCUGCUCUACCCGAUGUACUGGCAGCACAUAUACAUCCCUGUGCUUCCUCCACACCUGCUGGACUACUGCUGUGCCCCAAUGCCAUACCUGAUUGGAAUACACUCCAGUCUCAUAGAGAGAGUGAAAAAUAAAUCAUUGGAAGAUGUGGUUGUGUUAAAUGUGGACACAAACACGUUAGAAUCACCAUUUAAUGACUUGAGCAACCUCCCCAGUGAUGUGGUCUCGGCCUUGAAAAAUAAGCUGAAGAAGCAGUCCACGGCUACAGGAGACGGAGUGGCUCGGGCCUUUCUGAGGGCGCAGGCGGCUUUGUUUGGAUCCUACAGGGAUGCUCUGAGAUACAAGCCAGGUGAGCCCAUCACCUUCUGUGAGGAGAGCUUUGUAAAGCACCGCUCUAGUGUGAUGAAACAGUUCCUGGAAACUGCAGUUAACCUUCAACUGUUUAAGCAGUUUAUUGAUGGUCGACUGGCAAAGCUUAAUGCAGGAAGGGGUUUCUCCGAUAUAUUCGAAGAAGAGAUCACUGCAGGGGGCUUCUCUGGAGGGAGCCCAAGGUCAUAUCAGCAGUGGGUGCAUACCGUCAAGAAAGGAAGUGCGUUGUUCAACACAGCGAUGACCAAAGCGACCCCUGCCGUGCGGACCGCGUACAAAUUUGCAAAGAGUCACGCCAGACUGGGACUAAAGGAGGUGAAGAGCAGGCUGAAACACAAGGAAAAUGAGGAAGAUUAUGGGACCUGUUCUGGUUUGGUGCAGUAUACACCAGUUUAUACAUUACACAAUGAAACGGGAGGAAACAGAGAGAAGCAUAAGCUUUCCCAGGCACACUUGAGAAGGCCUCAUAAGAGCCUCGAUGGUACCCUGUAUGAUGAUGACGAUGACAUUGAGCGAGCAAGCAAGGUGUCUUCUGAAGACGGUGAAGAAACAUCUGUGUAUUUCUACGAAAGUGACGACUCGGUGGAAGCACCAGUGAAGGCCCCUUACUCGGGUGAGAUGGACUUGCUGGGAGAGAUCCUGGACACGCUGAGCACACACAGCUCCGACCAGGGCAAGCUGGCAGCUGCCAAGAGCCUGGAUUUCUUCAGAUCCAUGGAUGACAUUGAUUACAAACCUACGAACAAGUCCAACACUCCCAGUGAGAAUAACCUGGCCCUACUAUGUGCUUCUGGUGAUCAAGGAGAAUGGAAUCUUGGGCAGGACGACAGUGCCCUCCAUGGCAAGCAUCUCCCUCCAUCCCCCAGGAAAAGAGUUUCCUCUAGUGGGUUGACAGACUCUCUGUUUAUCCUGAAAGAGGAGAACAGUGAAAAGCCCCCCUGUGCUGACAGGAUGAGUGGCCCCACUGUGGGGGACAAGCCAGUUUCUACUUCAGGAUUGGGUUUCCGGCCAGCUUCCCCCAAGGCUGCAUCUCAGAUAGGUGAAAGAGAAGCAGAGCUGGAGGAGACACGAAGCCAGGCUUCAGAGCAUCUGCUGGUACCCAGCCUCGGCAGCCGCCAGUCUACUUUCGUUCCCUGGGAGAAGGCAGGGAAAGAGCAUAAGGAGCCUUCAGAAGAUGGUGGACUGCUCCAAGAAGUAGUGUCGUUGUGCCACAUGUCAUGUGACUUCCAACAAGGUCCCAACAUUUCAGAAGAAAAGAGGAGUGCAAACCAAACUUAAGCUACCAGUCAAGGGUCAGUCACUUGCCUCUUGGCUUCUCCAGAGACAUGUGGAAUUAAUUCCCUGUGAUGCAUACAGUAAACAGAAUCACUCAUAGGAAUGAAAACUCUUACUACUGUUUAAGUGUUUUCUUUGGAAUGUCUCCCCAUCUGUUCAUCUCAUGGACCUGUGUUAUCCAUUGGUUUUCUGGCAUAAAAUGAAUUCUACUGUGCUGUUAAAUCAGGUACUAAUUUGUAUAUAGGCUGAAAGUGUGUUUGGAACAUAAGCUUUCCCAGUAUUUGGUGCUUAAUGCCGUUUAUUUUAUUUAAACUAAGUGAGCAUAUGUAACUCCUACAUAUAACCAGUAGUUACUGUACUAAUCUGGUCGAGCAUGAACUGAUGUCAAACCUGAUGAAAAAAAAAAAAAGAAAUAGCCUGAAACUGAUGAAACAGUUAACCCACUAAUUGCCUUAAUCUUCCAGUUAUGUUAAGCAUACAGAUCAUGUGUGAUGCUACAUGCAAAACUUGAAAGAGGAGUUAUCUUGUCUUUCAGAGCAAUAAUGCCUUUUUCUAUCACAGAAUUAAGCUCAUCAUUUUUUCAAGUUUAAAUGCUCUGUAGUGGAACUAAUUUGCUUUCAUAAAGACACUGCAGCCAUGUUUUCCAAACAGUAUAAGUGUGCAUAUUGACCUUUCACUCAGUGAAAUCCAUGAAGUGCUGAAAUACAAUGUGAAGUUAAAAGCUUCUGUUUACAAAGAAGCCACUCAGACAAUGUUUGGUCUCUGUACGCCAUGGUGACUGGGGUCCACCUCGAGAAAGCCAGAUGCCCUGCAGAGUCCAGAGAAGCAACUGUCCUGUUCUUCUCGUAACUGAUUCGCCAUGAAGAUGCUCGUAGCCUUACCUUGUGUUUGCUUUUUUAAAAUAAUUGACUUUGUGUUGUAAAUGGUCUAGAUUUAUAGAAAAAUGUGAAGAUGGUACUAAGUUCCCAUCUCCCUGGGCCCUGUUUCUGCUGUUGCUAGUGUCUUCGGUUAGUGUGCUGCAUUUGCCAGUGUUGAUAUUGGACAUGGUGUUCAGAGCUCGGGCUUGUCCCUCAAGUCCCCUUUCUGCCCCGUUGUCCCCUCAGAGUCCUAGAUUACAUUCUGUUAUCCUGUCUGCUGGGUUCCUCUGCCCCUUGGCACUUCACUUUCUUGGUUUUGAUGACCGUGGAAGUUUCAGGAAUAUUGGCCAGAUGUAUUGCCCCCUGGCCAGCUCUUGGAAUUUGUCUGCUAUUUUUCUCAUUGUUACGCUGGGAUUGUACAUUUGAAGGAGAAGAUCGUAGAAGUAAAGUGCCAUUUUCACAGUGUCUUAAAGUGUGUGUGGGGGGCAAGCACAUUCCACAUAGUGUUGACUUUGGACACCUGCUGGGUUUCUCCACUGUAAGCUUGUUCCCUCACACCUUCUGUUCUGGUGCAGGCAGGCAGGAGGAAGGGAGGGAGGGAAGGAAGGGAAGAAGGAAGGGUAGGCACAUGAGAAUUAUUUAGGGCAGAGGAGUAUCAGAAUAAAUCCUUUGUAAUUCCUUAUAGAACCUGCCUCCCUCACAGUUACUGUUCAGCUUUGGAGCACAUCUGAAAACAUAUGCAGAUCACUCAUGGCAGACUGGUGGUGUGGGGUAGUUUAUUUGUUCCCUCCUGGCCUCUAUUUUAUACAACAUGGUGACUGCUUUUCAAAAACUGUCUUUUUUAGAAAGAAAAAAAAUGGUUUCAAGACCACUUAACCUCAACAAGGCCAUACUCUAAAGUGUUUACUUAGAGAAUAUAAUUUCACCUAAAAUUUUAGGAGAUUUGUUUAACAUAGUGCUUAAAAUAUUUAUGCAGGUCAUUUGUUUUAAGACUGCAUUCCAAAAUAGAAAUAGAUAGUUUUACUUGAGGUAACUAUUCACUCAUUUAUAGUGGAAGAUGGAACUUGUCCUUAUGAGGAUGGGCUCUUCAUAGAAAGGUAUGUAUAAUCCUCAGUUUUUUUAUACAAUAAUAUGAUUCAAGGUUGUCAGAUUUUGCUUGUAUAUAUCCUUCAUUAAUCCCAGUUAAUGAAAUAAUCGAGGAAAGCCGCAUAUCAGAAGAGCUGUUCUUAGUAGGAAGAGGAGAAGUUAGCAUGGUGAUUCUGCUCCUGGGCAGUCAUUCCUACGUAAUUCCUUAACAGAACGCAGCGCCUUCAAUAUGAGUUUUGAAGUGAGAUCACUUUUUUCACUUCAGAAUUUAUUGUCUAAAGAGUGACAGCAUCCUGAGUGAAGCAUAGAGCACUGGCUUCCAGUCCAUGUCCUUGUUAAACCCGAGGCCACAGAUUCCUAAUUCUCUACCACGAGUCACCUUGUGAGAUGCUCCAUUGUAACACUAGGCUACCUGAAAACAUUUAGCCACUCACAAAUACUGUCUCAAGACACUUUAAAGUGAUCUGUGCCUUACUGUAACAAGCAAAACAAUGACUUUAUGUAAGAAAGAAAAACCAAAAUUGUACGCAUUUUUGUGAGAACUGUCCAGAAACCUGGAAGCAAGUGUUGGUGCUUCACACCAUUAAAACCUUGAGUCAGCUUGUAAACACAGCUUCCCAGUGUUGUGGUGGAUACAUUAAGAAGUAAGGGACAAUAGACUGAGUUCUGAAAUUUUUAAAAAUGUGGUAUUUUUUGCUUUACCCAAAACAAAACCAAACAUUUCUAAGUUCUCUGCUGUUCAAAGUCAAUUUUUCUGCUUGCUCUGUCUUUUUAACUACUGAGCACCAACUGGAGCUCCCAAAUACACUUUUCAAAGAAGCUGCUUCCUUCUACAUGAGACUUGAUUAACACAUUGCUCUGGCCUCAGCAUCUGUGUUUCCUGUGCCUCUCAGCCAAGCCACGACUUGUCUUGAGUUUCACUUAAGCUUUGCACCCUUGGCAGUUCAGGGGACUAAAGAUAGAAGGAUGAAUUUGGGAGCUGCAAUUUCGUUAAAGUAAAGAUGUUCCUAAGUGGCGUAUGUUGGUGAUUACCUAAUGCAGCCUGUCUUAUACAUCAGAUUAUGGCGUAAUUAUUUUUCCAAUUCAAAAUUAAUAACUCCUUCAAUGUACCAGUUAGGAAAAUGGUCUAAUAUUAUCUAAAGAUAUAAGGGUAUGGGGGAAAACAAUUACCCAGCCUUGGGGAAUCAAUUAAAAGGGAAAGGAACUGCAGAUGUUAAUAAUAAUAAUAAUAAUAAUAAUAAUAAUAAUAAUAAUAAUAAUAAUAAUAGAGUUAGAUUGUACUUGCUUAGAUGGUAUUAGCUCAAGAGCCAACAGCAAGGCUGCUUUUAGGAACUGCUAUGUUAUUUAAAGUAUGUUCUGAGUACAGAAUCAUUAACUUUUCUGGUAAUUAUGUGAGUUACUAUUAUGCUGCUAAGAUCUCACUUUUAAAGGACAGAUUUGGAGACACUGCAAGGCUGAGUCCUUGCAUUGACCAUCCACAGGACGUGAUGUCCUUUUGCAGUAUGGAUAUCCACUUUCCUAGUUCAGGAAUAACUUAGGGUAUUAUAGACUGGGGUGCAGUCAUGUUGAUGGAAGUCUUAAUUUUCACAUUAAAACUUGGUAACAGCAUUUUCACGAAACAGCCCUGUUCUUUUUAGUUGAAGCCAUGAGUGACAGUGUUGUUGUUGGUAUCCUACACUGAUAUCUAAUGGUGUGACCCAGGAAUGCUUGUUUGUUAAGCAAAGUGAAGACUUUUGGUCAGCAGCAGAUGACCAUGAACAUCUUAAAAUCAGCAGUCGUUCAUUCUCCACUCAGAUUUCCAGGACAAAUUCAUCACUUUCAUGAGUAAAUUUUCUCAUGAGAACUCCACAGUUUGGUGUCAGGGAUUCAUGGAUCUGAGACGAUAUUUGAAAAUCAGAAUAGAAAUUCAGGAAUGUAAAAUGAACACCUAAAUGUAGUCUCUCUUCAGGCAUCUUGUAGUGUAGGUAGUCCAUUGUAAAAACCCCGUUCUCUCUGAGCAUUUCCCCGUCCAGCCCAGGGUCCUAUCACUGUCUGUUUCUUAAAGCUUCAAGGACUAGAAAGGCUUUGCAGCAGCCAGUUGAUGUUAUGAUUUAAUUAAGAAAUAGGGAAUUAUGUAUAUUGAGACAGAAACAUUUUAUUUUGAAAUAUAUGAUUUUGUGCAAUAUUUUUCUUGCAGAAUUUAGUUCAUAUAAAUAUGCACAUCUGCUUUUCUGGCAGAUGCCUUAAGGUCAUGUCUUUCAGUAUUUGCCUAAACUGUAUGUAGCAAUGUUCUAUGUGAUUUCAGAAAAAAAAAUUACUCUUUCUAUUGUUAGCAAAGUGUUUUUGUUUAUUUAAAAUAAUUGUGGAGAUUGCAUUAUUGUAUCAUAACUUCCUCAGCCACAAUAAAUAUGCAAUAAGAAAAUCAUGUACCUUUGAUUAGUAUUGACAAUACUGUUACUUUCACAGAAACGUUGUGGUACAAGUGCUGAUUCUGCGUGUGUACAGUUAACAGCUACUCUGCUUUGCACCACGUGAAUCUGAACGGUCUAUUUAUGUGAUAACCAUGUAUGUAGAUUCUGACAUCCUUUUUGAUGGGUCUUUGUUGAGGCUUAUAAAGGGCAUUGCCAAUACUUUUUGACUGUAAAUUAAUUUUUUUGUAUGAUGUACAGUUUGGUUAGCCUGAGAGCUUCUAUAGAUUUCUACUUUUAUUAUACUUGAAUGAGGCAGAAAGCACUGUGGGAAAUUUGCAACUCUGGAUGCAAUAUGCAGAUAUACCAAAAAUAAAACAAGGUACUGAGCAGCAAUGCUAAUGGAAUGCUUUAUGAUCCAGGGGUCAGUGUUUUUCAAGACACAUUUUAGUUAAAUGAAGUAAUUGAAGGUGUGCAGUCUUUUAUCUAGAUGGUAUAGUCACAAAUGAUUACCUCUUUGAUGUGUCAAAGCUGUAAGUCUUUUUUAACUUCUGUUUCAGUCCUUAGAUGAGGACCACCCAUGGUCCCACCUCUGACCACAUGAUGUUUAGGAAAGAGUAAAUCAACUACAUUGUACACAUUGGGUGCGUUACCUGUGUUAAAUCACCAUGUUUUAGAUAGAGUAGCUUUCAUAGGUAAUAUUCAGAACUCUUUAAUAAUCAUAUACCAAAAAUUAAAAACUUAAAAUCAGUUACAACUUAAUUGUGCCUAAAAUAACAACAAUUACAUGAACAGAAUUGAAUGUUUCCAAAGUUUGUGUCCAUUGUUUUAGCUGAAGAGUUGCUGGCUCACCAUGUAACCAGUAUUUUAAAAAAGGAAAACAACAACAACAACAAAAAACCCCACUGAGCAUUGAGGUGUGCUUCGUUGUUCUUUUGCCCUUGAGGCUACAGUAUGUCAUCUCUAAACUUGACUACUAUUGGGAAGAUGCUCUGUAUAAAAGUAUUGCUUUGUGAAUUUUUUUAAAUAUGCAAAAUUAAAUGUUGAAUGAACUCUGCAUUGCCAUACAGUACCCAACAAUGUAGUUGAAAAUAAAAUUGGUCGCAAUCGAA
Messenger RNA from Peromyscus maniculatus bairdii (prairie deer mouse), 7785 nucleotides. The record is from RefSeq and is a predicted model, not a curated record. Lineage: Eukaryota; Metazoa; Chordata; Mammalia; Rodentia; Cricetidae.